AUGAAUGAAAUGGAUACAACCAAUAUCCACCCUUUCACCGAAAAUUUAUCCAUGGGAACAACUAAUUUUGUUGGUUUUAUUUAUAUUCAACUGUUUCAUGAAUUCCACACAAAUGCAAAGUUAUCAUAUGGGAUCAAUAGUUCCUUCAUGGUACUUAUCCCUAAGAGGGAUAGUCCUUCAGGAUUAGGAGAUUAUAGACCUAUUAGCUUGGUCAGUUCCAUCUACAAGAUCUUGGCCAAGGUGUUGUCUAAAAGAAUAAAGCAAGUACUCCCAGCUGUGAUUAGUGAGGUGCAGUCAACAUUUGUUAGUGGUAGACAUAUAUUGGAUGGAGUGCUGAUCGCCAAUGAAGUUAUAGAUGGGUGGCACAGAGCUAGGAAGAAGGGAAUUAUCUUGAAGUUGGAUUUCAAGAAAGCCUAUGAUUCGUUAAGUUGGGAUUUUUUGCUAUCUAUGUUGGGGAGUUUUGGCUUUGAGGCAAGGGCUAUUGAGAAGGACUUAUUUAAGGGAGCAUCAGUAGGUUCUGAUCAGCUGGGCAUCUCUCAUCUUCAAUUUGCUGAUGACACCAUCAUUUUUUGUGAAGGAGGCACGGAAGAAGUUUUCAAUAUUAAAAGGGUUUUGAGGUGUUUUGAGGUGAUCUCUGGUUUAAGGAUAAAUUUCCACAAAAGUGUGGUUUGUGGGGUGGGUUUUAAUGAAGACCAAACCAAGGAGUUCGCAAAGGUGCUCAACUGUCUGCCUAGUAAAUUGCCUAUUAAUUUUUUAGGUUUGCCCCUUGGAGAAAAUCCUAGAAUGAAGAGCACUUGGGAUCCUAUAGUGGCAAAAUUUCAGAAGAAGCUUUCUUCUUGGAAAAUGAGAUUGUUGUCGUAUGCAGGUAGAUUAACUUUGAUCAAAUCGACCUUGUCUAAUUUGCCUAUCUACUUCCUGUCAAUCUUUAAAAUGCCUAAGGGAGUGGUAAAAGCAAUUUCUAAGAUUCAAGCAAAUUUUCUCUGGGGUAGUUCUGCUGCCAGCAGGAAGGUGCACAUGGUUAAAUGGAAGGAGGUCACAAAAGGUAAGAAUCAAGGUGGCUUGGGCAUAAGGGACUUAGGUGUGGUCAAUGAGUGCUUGUUGCUAAAGUGGUGGUGGAGGUAUGGUAGUGAGGAUAAAGCUCUGUGGAAAGAAGUGAUCUGCUGUAGGUAUGGUAAAAUGGGCAGGGGAUGGUCUCCUUUGUUGAGUCAUCCAGUAGGGGUCUCACUGGUUUGGAAGGAUAUUUCACAACUUUCUACAGUUAAUCAGCAAUUGGGAGAAUUUUUUGGAGAACAAGUUCAAUUAAUAGUUAGCAAUGGGAGGAGAAUAAAGCUUUGGUACGAUCCUUGGUUAGGUGGCAGAGGGCUGAAGGAUGAAUUUACUAGGUUGUUUAGUUUAUCCAUAGAGAAUGAGGAUUCCCUACAGCAGAUUAGUGCAAAGAUUGGUGCCUCAGGUAGGUGGCAACUUCAAUUCAGAAGGCCUCUCCUAGCUUGGGAAGAAGAGGAGCUGCAGAGGCUGGUAGGUAUGCUGCUCUUCACUCCUAGGCUCAGGGAUGGGGUUGAGGACUCCUGCUCCUGGCUAGCAGAGAAGUCAAGUCAAUUCACUGUUGCCUCUAUAUGGAGAUGGAGGGCAGUAGCUAGUGGAAAUAAUCUGGUGGUCCCAGCAGGGGUUUGGGAGAGCUUGGCCCCUCCAAAGAUGCAAUUCUUCUGUUGGUUGGCUUGGCGUGGCAGAGUUAAAACUUCAUCCUUUCUUCAAAGAAUUGGCGCUCUUCAUUUGGGUGCUAGUAAUUUGUGCGUUUUUUGCCAAGCGGAGGUGGAAACUAUUGAACAUGUGCUUCUAAUGUGCCCUUUGCUAUAUGUUGUCUAUGUCUCUGGUGCUGUAUUGGUGUAUGCUUCUACUGCCUUGGGCUCUGAUUUGGGGUGCUGUAGGUUUGAGUGGCUGCUGGUUGUAUUUGAGGACUUCUUGACACUAGAUUCCUCAAAUAUAGCCACAUCUGAUAUUGUUCUUGCAAUGGCUGUCAAUGACUCGGAUUCCUCUGAGUUCUCUAUACUAUAUGCUGUCUAUGUCUCUGGUGCUGUCUUGGUGUAUGCUUCUACUGCCUUGGGCUCUGAUUUGGGGUGCUGUAGGUUUGAGUGGCUGCUGGUUGUAUUUGAGGUCUGUGUUGGUAGCUUUUAG
Messenger RNA from Camellia sinensis, 2172 nucleotides. The record is from RefSeq and is a predicted model, not a curated record. NCBI's taxonomy places the organism in Eukaryota, Viridiplantae, Streptophyta, Magnoliopsida, Ericales, Theaceae.